AUGCGGCAGAACAAGAACUGGGGCGGUCUGGCGCAGGGACAAGACCAGAGAGGCAGUGUCGGAAGAUUUGGGCAGGAUCGUAGCCAGAGGGACACCUCGGCGCAGAUCCGCCCAGUCGAGCGUUGCGAUACGUGUCACAAGCCUGGACACAAGUGGUGGGACGAUCGGUGUACCGAAGCGUGCAUACAUUGCGGCCGCCCAGGUUAUUUCCGCCGAGGGACUGUGUGCCGGAUUGGUGAGGACUCCGGUGAGUACCAUCCCCAGGCAAUAGUUCAGGUAACGGAGGAUGAGCGUCGGCGGCAGAUUGAGCUGCGUACCGAGAUGAGAGUCCAGGGUCGUGACAUACGCACUCAGUGGGAAUCCUUUCACGACUUUCUGGGUAUCAUGCUCGCGUUGCCGGGCCCUCCCGGCUCAUCGCCAACACAGCGGCCAGUGCAAGGGCAGGACAACCGCCCUAUAUUACCAGCUUAUGGCCGGAGAGGUCCGCAGCGUGGCUCUGGUGAAGCGAUCGAUGGUGCAGAAAGGCGCGAGGGUGGCGGCGAUCGUCAGGCUCAUCAGCAGCCUGCGGUCGAGCGUGAGGCAACGAGGAAUCCCAACGCUUGUCGCAAGAGGUCGCCUCCUCCACAUCUCCAAGACAAGGCCAAGAAGAAUUGGCAGCGUAAUAAGCGCAAGGAGUUGAGAAAGUGGUACCGUGAGCAGGGGUUGGAGGCACCCGCUGCGAACGACCAGGGCGAUAAAGAUGGGGACGAGAAGAUGGCAGAGGCUACGGGGGUUCAGCCGACUGAGAGUCAGGCUACAGAGGGGAAGCCGACCGAGGGCGAAGAGGUAGAGGGUGAGGCGACGACCCCAGCCAACGGCGAGUGGGAUGAGCUGUAUGACACCACGCCUCCACCUUCAGCCCGGCUUUGA
Molecule: messenger RNA, 909 nt
Organism: Saxophila tyrrhenica
Lineage: Eukaryota; Fungi; Ascomycota; Dothideomycetes; Mycosphaerellales; Extremaceae
Exons: 1
Coding region: 1-909 (302 amino acids)
Source: RefSeq, a predicted model, not a curated record